UUUUGUGCAUGAAAUCAACAUCGAUUUGUGUUAUAUUUCGCCAGCCUUUCACUUUUCUCAAAUUGCGUUUUAUUUGAAAGUUUUGAAGUAAAUGAAAAAGUAAAAUCCACACGACAGCAAAUACGACAAUCUUUAUUCUGCAAUAUCUCAAAUGUAUUGCUAAAUCAACAAAAUGGGAUUGGAUUUUGAUGUUUUGGAGUUUUGUAAAAAGUUGCGACAAAACAGGCCACCGCCCUAUCAGUGUCCACUGGAAAAGUGUGAUAAAGUUUAUAAAAGCCUAUGUGGAUUGCAAUACCAUCUUGUUAAUUACGACCAUGACAAUCCCACACCGGCAACACCUACCGUAGUUCGUAAUAUAUGUCGGAAAAAAGGCAGAGCCAGAGCUGCGGUUCCCACCGGUGAUAUAGCUCUUCAGAGCCCGCCGAAAGAGGCUUUAACUUUUGCUGAGGCACAAAAAGUUGUACAGUUUGAAAUUGACGGGAAAAUAAGUCGAAUACCGAUCGAUCAACCAUUGCCAAUUAUUUCUUUAGAGGAAUGGGAAAAGAAGAAUGCAGAGCUGGAAAAGCCACUUCCAGUCGUAGAACCACCUCUUGAACCUCAAGUUAAACUUCCUGAAGCUAGUUUUCGGUUAAUACCAGAUUACAAUGAGAGAGUUUGUGAUGCUCAACCCAGACCAAAUGCCUACAUACGCUUCAUUGAGAAAUCAGCUGAAGAAUUGGAUGGAGAAGUUGAAUAUGAUGUGGAUGAAGAGGACACAGCCUGGUUGGCUCUUAUCAACAAGAGUAGAGCUAAACAAGGACUGCCACCAGUUUCUGUUGACACUCUGGAACUGCUUAUGGAUAGGCUUGAGAAGGAAUCUUACUUUCAGGCAACUCAAAGCGGCCAGCAGACCGCAGCCACAGUGGAUGAGGAUGCAGUGUGUUGCAUUUGUAUGGAUGGAGAGUGUCAGAACACAAAUGUUAUACUGUUCUGUGAUAUGUGCAAUCUUGCUGUGCAUCAGGAUUGCUAUGGGGUACCAUACAUACCGGAGGGUCAAUGGUUGUGCAGGAGAUGUCUGCAGUCUCCAUCUCGGCUUGUUAACUGUGUAUUAUGUCCUAAUACUGGAGGUGCAUUUAAACAAACAGAUCAAGGCACAUGGGCGCACGUAGUGUGCGCUCUCUGGAUACCUGAAGUGCGGUUUGCUAACACAGUCUUCUUAGAACCCAUUGAUUCAAUAGAGAUGAUCCCCGCGGCGCGGUGGAAGCUGCAGUGCAUGGUGUGCAAGCAGCGCGGCGCCGGCGCCUGCAUACAGUGCCAUAAGAGCAACUGCUACUCCGCAUUCCACGUCACAUGCGCGCAGCAGGCAGGGAGAUGUCUGCAGUCUCCAUCUCGGCUUGUUAACUGUGUAUUAUGUCCUAAUACUGGAGGUGCAUUUAAACAAACAGAUCAAGGCACAUGGGCGCACGUAGUGUGCGCUCUCUGGAUACCUGAAGUGCGGUUUGCUAACACAGUCUUCUUAGAACCCAUUGAUUCAAUAGAGAUGAUCCCCGCGGCGCGGUGGAAACUGCAGUGCAUGGUGUGCAAGCAGCGCGGCGCCGGCGCCUGCAUACAGUGCCAUAAGAGCAACUGCUACUCCGCAUUCCACGUCACAUGCGCGCAGCAGGCAGGUCUGUACAUGAAGAUGGAGGCGGCGGGCAGCGGGCGGGACCCCAGCCAGCCUGUGCAGGUCGCCAAGAUGGCGUAUUGCGAUGCGCACACGCCCCAGCACAUACUGCAGGAAAGACGUGCACAAGAUUCUGAAGGUGAUUCAAAGUCGACGGAUCUGUCCGCAAUCAGACAGAAAGGAAGGGAUAAAAUCAAACAGGCUCGUCGGGUGCUAGCUCGUGCUCGGAGUUGGGCUCCAGUAGUCCUGGUGCCAACUCUGCGUGCUGAACGUGUGGCAGAUGUAGCGGCGUUACUGCGAGGUCCAGCAGCAGCACGCGCCAGUCUCAUGAAGAGGUUGCUGGCUUACUGGACAUUGAAGAGACAUGCAAGGAAUGGAGUGCCCUUAUUGAGACGGCUGCAGAGUUUAGCAACUAAUCAUGGUACCCGAGGUAUACAAGAUGGCACAGUGAAUGUACGCGAGUUGUGCAACCAGCUCAAAUAUUGGCAACGUAUACGACAGGAUCUGGAGCGAGCGAGACUGCUGUGCGAGCUGGUGCGCAAGCGCGAACGUCUGAAGGCGGAGCACACGCGCGUGUGGGAGCGCUGCGUGAUGCACGCGCUGAGGCCCGCACGCGCCGCGCUGCACAAGCUGCUGCGUCUGCUCAGACUGCGGGACACCAGCGACGUCUUCACCGAGCCGGUCGAUCUUAAUGAGGUUCCAGACUACAGCACAGUAGUGAAGCAGCCGAUGGACUUGAGCACUAUGGGCAAGAAACUGGAGCGCGGCGCGUACCGCACCAUUGAUGAUGUAGAGACGGACUUCAACCUUAUGAUAGACAACUGUCUCACUUACAACAACAAGGAUACUGUCUUCUAUAAGGCAGGUAUAAAGAUGCGGGAGCAGUGCGUGCCCAUCUUCCGUCAGGCGAGACGUGACCUGAUUGAGGCGGGUCUGAGCGAGGUGGCGGGGCAGGGCGCCGCUGCGGACGCUGACGAGGCCCCGCCCCAAGUCGCCGAGACGCCGCCCCCGCCCGCAACCGCUCCGCCCUCCACCGCCUCAAUACAACGCAGCGCACGCGCACGCAGUAGAGCAAAGAGAUCUAGUAGUGAGAGUGAACAUACUGCAGAUACGAGAAGCGAGCGCGGCGUGUCUGUAGCACGAAGUGAACGACGCAUGUCUACACGCAGACUGUCUGAAGAUAACACGCGUGACGAGUCUCCGGCUGGUAAAGUGAACAGGAACUGGUGGCGUGGGCGGGGCAGGGGGCGUGGUCGGCGCGGACGCCGGGGGCGGGGCCGCGCUAGCCAAUCAGUGCCCAGACCAGCACAUGAUAAUGAGACGCCAACAUCUGAUUCCGAGACUCCGGUGUUGGCUAGGAAGAGCGUUGAGCGUAAAUUAGUAACACCGGACAAGUCGCCAGUCAAACAAAAUGAUGCUAGCCCAAGUGUCAGUAUGUUGAGCAAUGGUCUCAGAAAGCCGACAUUACUGUUAACUCCGUCUACGAUUGCAGCGCCGAAGAGUUUCGGUUCUGAUGCAUGUCUGCCGACCCUGUCAGCAAGUCUGGGCCGGUCCAGUGAGAGCAGUCCGCGCAAGAAGGGCCGCGGCAGACCUCGCAAACAUGACAAGGACAAAACAUCCUCCUCCGACUUGUUUAGGUCAGUUGGCGAGGGGGGCGUGGCCACCCCGGUGCCCGCCUCCUUCCUGCAGUACCGCGGUCCCCCGGGGGAGGUCGGCUCUGAUAGUGACCUCGCACUCUCCAGGUCCAGCAGCAGCAGCAGCGCGUGGUCUCAGUCGUGUUCCUCCUGCACACAUUAUGAUGAUGAUGAUCGUUCCUGUUCAUAUUCCUCCAGUGAUGGAUCUAGCUAUAACGAAGCUGUGGAGUCUGCACUAGAAGGCAGCGGCGGUGAGCGGAGACGUGCACGACGCGCACACGCAGACCCCGCGCCUCCCACACACAAGGGUCGUGGCACGAGGUCGUCCACAUCUAAGACUCCAGUGAAGGCAACACCAUCAACCACACAUUUGGAACCGUUGCAACUUGUGUGGGCUAAAUGCAGAGGUUACCCAUGGUAUCCAGCAUUAAUAAUAGAUCCUAAAAUACCAAAAGGAUUCAUUUACAAUGGUGUACCCUUACCUGUCCCACCACAAGAUGUGUUAAACCUCAAGAAAAACCAUUCUCAUGAACCAGUACUUUAUUUAGUUCUCUUCUUUGAUGUUAAACGAACAUGGCAAUGGCUGCCACCGAAUAAACUCGAAGUUCUAGGAGUAGAUAAAAGUUUAGACCAAGCUAAAUUGGUUGAAUCUCGGAAACCUACUGAAAGGAAAGCGGUUAAGAAGGCCUAUGGUGAUGCGAUGCAGUUCAGGAAGCAAGUUGAUGGUGAAGAUAAAUGACAAAGGUUCAGAUAUAGAUCCCGGAGACAUCACAAAGGGUUCAGUUUUGGUAAUUUCUCAACGAUGAGGAUUAGAACACCAGUGGACAGUACCGAUUCAAGUGACUAAAUAAUAGAAUCUAUUUUUUUUUCUACUAAUAAAAUGUAAUAUACUAGUAGGGGCUAGUUUGUCAUAUAAAGCAGGUCUUA
Papilio xuthus (Asian swallowtail) is the source of this 4203-nucleotide messenger RNA. RefSeq names its product bromodomain-containing protein 140 (gene Br140). Gene Ontology annotation, molecular function: protein binding. The record is from RefSeq and is a predicted model, not a curated record. The transcript is spliced from 26 exons. NCBI's taxonomy places the organism in Eukaryota, Metazoa, Arthropoda, Insecta, Lepidoptera, Papilionidae. Bases 173 to 4015 code for a protein of 1280 amino acids. Gene Ontology annotation, biological process: regulation of transcription by RNA polymerase II.